AAAAUGUUGGUGAAGCUACACAGUACAAUUGUUAUAGUGUUUUGUUUUUCUCAAUUGAAAUGGACAACGGGGUUUGGACUGGGCCCUUGCCCCAAAAUUGAAAACACUAGGACUAUUAAUACAACAAAAUUGACCGGUCACUGGUUUGAAAUAGAGAGAUCCUUUUAUUUAAUGGAAUUAAUUAGCACUUGCGUAACUUUGGACUUAAACGAAAACGCAAGAGGUCGUUUCGAUGUUAGUGUUAAUACCAGAAGUGCCUGGACUGGUAUUUUUUCUAUUAGCGAAGGAAUCGCCAUUCCUACGAAAGUAGAUCCCACGUUGUACUUGUAUAAAGUAAACAGCAGAUUACCAAGACUGAUUAAUAGAUAUCUACCAGGAACAGGUUUCUAUAAAGUACUAAAAACUGAUUACAACAAUUAUCUGGUUGUUUAUUCUUGUACCAAUUAUCAAAUUAUUCAUUUAGAUAUGAUAUGGAUAUGGGGCAGAAAAAAUGAAAUAGAUGCAGAACUGAGAUCAGAUCUAUACGCUCUAUUGAAUAAAUAUGAUAUUGAUACUGAAAGACUCAUACUUUCGAAAAGUAACAAUUGCACUGAUGAAUAUUACGACGAUCUGGAUUAUUACUAUUAAUUUAAUUAUUCAUAUCAAUUUUAAUGUGAAAUAAUACUUUUAAUAAACGUUAAUGUUCUUAUUAA
Diorhabda sublineata is the source of this 692-nucleotide messenger RNA. RefSeq names its product apolipoprotein D-like. NCBI's taxonomy places the organism in Eukaryota, Metazoa, Arthropoda, Insecta, Coleoptera, Chrysomelidae. The record is from RefSeq and is a predicted model, not a curated record. Gene Ontology annotation, molecular function: pigment binding. Bases 4 to 627 code for a protein of 207 amino acids. The transcript has 4 exons.